GCACGACAAGAUGCCAAGAUUCAUUUCGAAUUCUGAGCGGCGAUGGAGACGCGCCGUGCCGAUACCGUCGGAGAAAUUCGCGUUGGGAACCUCGCGCCGGGCGUGCCGUACCCGGUUCUCGAUGAAAUGAAGCACAUUGAAGAGAACAAGAAAUUCGCCGCAGCUGCCGCGGAACAGGAGCGACAACGUCGAAUGAGCGAAGAAACUCUUGCUCAAGUUCAAAGUGAGCUGCUGCGUGAGAAAUCCAAGCGAGAAGUUGUGAGACUUGUUGAAGGCGAACGCGCUCGCCGCAUCAGCCAAGAGAACCUGGCACAAGUGCACAACGACCUUCUUCGUGAAUCGUCCAAGAAGCUCGCCGUGGAAUGCAUGGAAGCAGAACGAAGUCGCCGUGCGAGUCAAGAAAACUUCGCACAAGUGCAUAACGAACUGGUCCGUGCGUCGUCGCAGAAGAAAGUGUUGCAAGAGAUGGAAGACGAGCGCAGUCGUCGAAUCAAUCAUCACAACAUUACCGAGGUGCACAACGAGCUCGUCCGCAAGAACUCCCUCAAGGAAGUCAAUGAAGCGGUUGAAGCCGAGCGAACUCGUCGAAUCAGUUUGGACAAGAAGGCUGAGGUUUGUAUGCGUGACAACUACCAUCGCGUGAUUCCGCUACCAUUGCGUAGGUGAACGCGCACUUGCUUCGACGAGCAUCAGUGGACGAGGCAGUCGAGCUUGCCGAAUGCGAGCGCCAACGUCGCAUUGCGGAAGCACAGUCGGCCAUGUAGCGUCAUCGUCGGUCGCCGCCUCGUGUGCGCAUCCCAUAUUUCGUCAAUUAAACCCAUGUCCGGAUAACAGAGAAUCGAUUCUCCCACA
Messenger RNA from Aphanomyces invadans, 852 nucleotides. RefSeq lists its product as hypothetical. Lineage: Eukaryota; Oomycota; Saprolegniomycetes; Saprolegniales; Verrucalvaceae. The record is from RefSeq and is a predicted model, not a curated record. Bases 43 to 666 code for a protein of 207 amino acids. The transcript has 8 exons.